Molecule: messenger RNA, 2906 nt
Organism: Wyeomyia smithii (pitcher-plant mosquito)
Lineage: Eukaryota; Metazoa; Arthropoda; Insecta; Diptera; Culicidae
Product: protein I'm not dead yet-like
Exons: 9
Coding region: 384-2138 (584 amino acids)
Biological process (GO): monoatomic anion transmembrane transport; citrate transport
Cellular component (GO): membrane
Molecular function (GO): citrate transmembrane transporter activity; succinate transmembrane transporter activity
Source: RefSeq, a predicted model, not a curated record
UAAAGUAAGUGACGCUCACUGUGUACGGCUAAGCUUCCCGUAGAAGCGCUCUGCAGCUCGCAGUCCCGGUUCUAAAUGAAUGGCAGUGCGGCCGCCGCGAGUCGGGUUCAAAUUUAAAUUUUCUUGUGAUUCAGUGCUGGUGUGAUAAUCGUGGCGGACGGCGGUGUGCUUUCCUUGUGCGCUUUUCUGUCAGGCGACAGAGGAAAGUAAAGUCGGAGGAGAAAAAGUGUGUGUGUGUGAAAUUUCAUCAUUUACUGAAUUGGUCGAAGCAAGUGGGGCCCGCGUGAAUUAUUUCAUGAAACAUAAACUCAGUCCAAUGUGCUUUUUGCGGCAAGGUAGAUAGUACUAGAUUUGGUGCCCUAUUGUGAAUCCUACAGAACAAAAUGGCGACCAAGCCAGCAAAGGAUGUUCAAGAUGCAAUCGCACUUGAAGCGAUCGCCGCCCCGAGAGUGGGUUGCUGCAGAAGGAUAGCGAAAUUUAUUUGCGUUUACUGGCGUGCGCUGGUGGUAGUUUUAGCUCCGAUUAUUUCGGCGGGUGUUUUCGCCAUAAAUACUACGCCUGCCUACCGAUGUAUGUAUGUGGUGCUGAUCAUGUCGAUGUAUUGGGUUACGGAAGCUCUGCCGCUUCCGAUAACUUCGAUGCUGCCGAUUGUGCUGUUUCCUAUGCUAGGCGUGCUGGACACCGACCGGACAACGAUGAUGUACAUGAAGGAAACCAUGCUGAUGUUCAUCGGUGGUAUCAUCAUUGCCCUGGCAGUUGAGUACUGCAAUCUGCAUAAGAGGGUGGCCCUGAAGGUUAUCUCGAUUAUCGGAUGCAGCCAAAGGAGAUUGAAUUUCGGCUUGAUCACCGUUACGAUGUUCGUCUCGAUGUGGAUUUCGAACACUGCGGCCGUUGCCAUGAUGUGUCCGAUUAUGCAAGCUGUCCUUGAGGAACUGGAAUCGCAAGGAUUGUGUGAAAUGUACGUUAGACCAAAGAAAACCAGUGAAGAGGAAGGAAUGCUUGGCAAUGACAAAGCGGAAGCGGAUGAACCAAAGAGACCUUCCAAAACGACCAUCUGUUACUACGUUGGAGCUGCCUAUGCGUCAUCUAUCGGCGGCUGUGGUACCAUCGUUGGAUCCGGAACAAAUUUAACCUUCAAGGGUAUCUACGAAAGCCGUUUUCCGACCGCCCCAGGAAUUGAUUUCCCUAAGUUCAUGUUCUACAACGUACCCGGUAUGUUGGCCAACACGUACCUCACGUGGAUGUAUCUGCAGUGGCUGUACAUGGGAAUGUUUAGACCAAACAGCCCUGAAGCCAAGGCAGCUAACAUCGGCAAAGAGGGCGAAGCUGUCGCAAGUCGUGUGAUAGAAACCCGCUACAAGGAGCUCGGUCCGAUGUCGUCACACGAGAAGAGUGUUGCCUUCUUGUUCGUUGUUGCCGUUGCGUUGUUUUUCUUCCGUGAACCAGGAUUCAUCACCGGGUGGGCUGAUCUUCUACCAGCUGUCAAGAUCCGCGAUGCCACACCAGCAAUCUUUGUCGUGAUUAUGCUAUUCGUCGUUCCCGCUAACUGGCGCUGCUUAAAAUUCUUCAGGCGGAAUCCUGGUCGCCUCCCAAAUGAAGCGACUCCCGGUCUUAUCACCUGGAAGUUCAUCCACCAGAAGGUUCCCUGGAGUCUAAUCUUUCUGCUCGGUGGCGGUUUCGCGCUUGCCGAAGGAGGUCGCGUCUCUGGAAUGUCGGCACUGCUUGGCCAGUCACUUUCCGGGUUGAAAACAUUACCACCACUGCUGAUGUUGUUUGUUGUUCUGCUCACUGCCUCAACGCUCACGGAGUUUACGUCCAACGUCGCCAUCUGCAACAUUAUGCUGCCCGUGCUUGCGGAAAUGGCCAUCGCCAUCGAGAUGCAUCCACUGUAUCUUAUGCUGCCUGCAGCGUUGGCGUGCAGCUUCGCCUUCCAUAUGCCGGUUGGAACGCCUCCGAAUGCAAUCGUAGCAGGACUGGGUAAUAUUCCGAUCAAGGAUAUGGCUAUUGCUGGAAUUGGUCCGUCGAUUUUCACCGUUUUGGUGAUCUGGGCUACCUUCCCAACGUGGGGCGCAGUUGUCUAUCCGGAGCUGGUAACUUUCCCAGAGUGGGCCCGACCAACAAAUCUAACCGUGCAUUAGAUGCAAUCAAGCAGCAAUAUUAAUGGACAGAGAACGGAAAAAUAGAAAAAGAAAACCAAAAUUUGUGCCAAAAAAUUAUGUUGGCAGGAAAGAUGCAAUAUUUCAGGUAAUAAGGAAGUUUAGUGAACAAAGGGAAACUAGCAAAUAUGCGGCAUUAGUUGAUAAAGCAUUGUGCCUGUUUAAUUAGGUUGCGUUCUGAUGUUUUAAGGUGAGCAAUAAAGAACCGUAACAAUAAUUAGCGGGGACUGGGUAUCGAUGAAUUACGAAAAAGAAUUGUUUUGGAGCGCAGGGAAUAAGGUACUGAUUGAGAGAUACGCGCUAGCAUUUUCGAUAUCUGAUUGCGAAUAGAGUAUCUAGACAGAAAACAAAAACAUGCAUUUCAAACUUCGUGCCUGUUCGGGGCAGCAAUUUUCGUCGAUUUACUAGGAGAAAGGUUUCUACAAGCAACAAAGUACUAUUGCGCAGCUGACAUAGAACGGUGUAGAUUUGGCAGCAAUAGUUAAAAAAUCAUGAUAGUCUUCCAAUGACACAAGCAGUACUCAGAAUUCUUAUAGAUUUUGAAUAUAACUUUUUAAGAGAACAACUAGAAAGUAGCUUGUAUUAAAUGAUACCAGUUACGAACACUAGGAAUAGCAAAAUUAUUGUUCGUUGUUGAUUUGCAACAUUCUAGAAGACAAUUGUUGUUAGGGAUGUACUUGUAACACAGAAUAAAGCAGUAUAUAAUUUCGUAAAAAAUAAACAAAAUAAUAGAUUUAAUGUCUGCAAUAA